UCAUCGUUGUCAUCGCCGUCGUCGUCGUCGUCGUCGUCGCCGUCGUUGUUGUUUGAAAAGAAGAGAAGGAGAAAGAUAGCCGAGACCACGAGGACGGCGACGAGACGUCGUCCCUCCUCCUCCUCUUCCUUUUCCUCCUCCUCCUCCUCUUUUUCUUAUUUCUCGUACAUCGCCCUGUCGAGAUAAUAUCAACCGGACGAUAGACGACCGUCCUUCUUUAAUUCUUUUUCGUUGUCGUCGUCGUCGUCGUCAUCUCGACGACGGUCGGCGCUUGGCCGGCGCUUUUCGCCGCGUUACAAAUAGUUAUACCCCCUCCUCACUCUUCAUUCCGUUGCACCCCCGCAGUCCCGUUUUUGUCCGAAACCGUUCGCUCUCUUUCUCUCUCUCUCUCUUCCAUAAUCCUCCCUCAGGCCCCUCUAUUCCUCCUCUCACGGAGGAUAUCGCUGUCCUGAGCCAUGGCGUGCUGCCUGUCGGAAGAGGCGAAAGAGCAAAAGCGUAUUAACCAGGAAAUUGAGAGGCAACUGAGAAGGGACAAACGAGAUGCCAGGAGAGAACUCAAGCUUUUACUACUCGGUACUGGUGAAUCGGGCAAAUCCACGUUCAUCAAACAGAUGAGAAUUAUUCACGGUUCCGGUUAUUCGGACGAAGAUAAGAGAGGAUUUAUCAAGCUUGUCUACCAAAACAUAUUCAUGGCGAUGCAGUCGAUGAUCCGGGCGAUGGAACUACUCAAGAUCGAAUACGGAGAAUCAUCGAAUAUAGAAAAAGCGGAACUCGUGAGAGCAGUCGACUUUGAAACGGUCACGACAUUCGAAAGUCCAUACGUCGAAGCGAUCAAGGACUUGUGGAAUGACAGCGGAAUUCAAGAGUGUUAUGAUCGCAGACGAGAGUAUCAACUAACAGACUCUGCUAAGUAUUACCUAAUGGAGAUAGAUCGAGUUGCGGCGCCAUCAUAUCUCCCUACCGAACAAGACAUUCUUCGUGUGAGAGUACCUACUACCGGUAUAAUUGAGUAUCCUUUUGACUUGGAAGAGAUCCGAUUUAGGAUGGUAGAUGUAGGCGGACAGAGAUCGGAAAGAAGAAAAUGGAUUCAUUGUUUUGAGAACGUUACUUCCAUUAUAUUUUUAGUAGCUUUAAGUGAAUACGAUCAAAUUUUAUUCGAAUCGGAAAACGAGAAUCGAAUGGAAGAAAGUAAGGCGCUUUUCAAAACGAUUAUAACAUAUCCCUGGUUUCAACAUUCUUCCGUUAUUUUGUUCCUAAAUAAAAAAGAUCUACUGGAGGAGAAAAUAAUGUAUUCUCAUCUGGUGGAUUAUUUUCCUGAAUAUGAUGGCCCACAAAGAGAUGCCAUAGCUGCUAGAGAAUUUAUUCUAAGGAUGUUUGUCGAUCUAAAUCCAGAUAGUGAGAAGAUUAUUUAUUCUCACUUCACAUGUGCCACAGAUACGGAGAACAUCAGAUUUGUAUUUGCAGCGGUGAAGGAUACUAUCUUGCAAUCUAAUCUAAAGGAAUAUAAUCUGGUCUAGAUGAAAGGAUUUGGAUAUUGGUGUGAAGUCAACUAUUACUUUACCAUCUUAACCAAAGUAUUGCAGUGUAGACAUUGUUUAAAUGAUACAAAGAGGAAGAUAAAUCAUACGGAAGAUAGAUAGAAAGAAAGAGAGAGAAGAAAUAAACAAUAAUUAUUUUGUGGUACCAUCGAUAAAGCAUCCUAGUUCCAUCUCGUCAAGGAGAAGUACCAACUUUAGCUAAUAAAACUAUAUAAUAACGAUGGAACUACCAGCGAGACAAACAAAGACGGACCUAAAUCUGAGCGUUAUACGUUCUUUCCUAAAACCUUUUCACUGUCAAUAACCAACAAACUGAUUUAGUUUCGUACUCCAUUUGUUGAAUUUGUUACCUUUUUAUAGCUUAGUUUAGUCGAUCAUGCUGCGCUUACUGCGUUGUCAUCGUCUGAUUUUUAUAUAACGAGAUACACAAAUGAACGAGGAAGAUAGAGAAAACCGUAUCGUCUAAAGAGGAUCAAAAAACGCAGCCAUGCCCGCGUUAAUUCUGUCCAAGUGUUAAUCCUAAAAUACUAAGUUGGGAUUAUUUCCAAGGAAGGAGUAAUGAAGAGAGGAUGAACGAAGGUAAGGCAAAGGAGGAGGAGACAAAGACAAAGAGAAAAAGGAAAUUGAGAAGAAAGGAUGAACCGAAAAGAAGGUUUUUUUUUUUUUUAAAUAUCACGAUUAGAACACACAAGUGAGAAAGAAAGAAAAAAAAGAAAGAAGAUAAAGAGAUAGAACGCGAGAUUCCUAGUGCCAUUUAACUAGUGCGGUGUGUUUUUAUUGCAGAGUCCUUCGUUAGAUGCAAAAAGCCAAAGUGUUGUUUUUUUUUCUUUUUAAAAAACGAAAACUAAACAAAACGAAACAAAAAGUAUCUGUGCUGGAAACGACUAAGAGUUUUUUCUGCAUGUGACUCGAAUCCACUCACGAUUUUGAUCGAUAAAUAUUGUUACAUAUAAUAUAUUAAUAUAAAAAAAAAAUUACAAAAGAGAUAAAAAAGAGAUAAAUGAAACAUAGAGAAAUAGGUCGGCGGUGGAAGGAGGGAGAGGAGACCAUGGAUGAUAGAGAAAAGCAAGCAAGCGAAGAAGGAAGGAAGAAAGAAAGAAAGAAAGGAAGGAAGGAGAAAAGGAUAUAAAGAGAAGAAACGGAAGCUGGAAACGAAUGGAUUAAAUGAAAGAAGAAAUUAGAAGAAGAAAAAAAAGAACAAUAAGUACACGAUGAGAGUAACAAAAAUGAAUGAAGAAAAGUAAAGUAAAGGAAAGUUUAAGAAGAAACGAGUGAACUACUUUCCACCCCCCCUCCCUUUCGUAUUAAGGAACACACACACAUACACACACACAGAGAGACGGAGGAAA
Polistes canadensis is the source of this 2887-nucleotide messenger RNA. It is a transcript of the gene Galphaq, whose product is annotated as guanine nucleotide-binding protein G(q) subunit alpha. Lineage: Eukaryota; Metazoa; Arthropoda; Insecta; Hymenoptera; Vespidae. The coding region runs from base 456 to 1517 and encodes 353 amino acids. Gene Ontology annotation, cellular component: heterotrimeric G-protein complex. Gene Ontology annotation, molecular function: guanyl nucleotide binding; G-protein beta/gamma-subunit complex binding; GTPase activity. Gene Ontology annotation, biological process: adenylate cyclase-modulating G protein-coupled receptor signaling pathway; phospholipase C-activating dopamine receptor signaling pathway. The record is from RefSeq and is a predicted model, not a curated record. The transcript has 8 exons.